AUGGACCCUCAUCCCCUGGCGGAGGGAGGUGGUGUCUCCCAUGGACCCUCACCCCUGCAACAGGAGGUCGUGUCUCACGUGGACCCUCACCCCCCGUGGCAGGAGGUGGUGUCUCCCCUGGACCCUCACCCCGGCGGCAGGAGGUGGUGUCUCCCAUGGACCCUCACCCCGGUGGCAGGAGGUGGUGUCUCCCAUAGACCCUCACCCCGGCGGCAGGGGGUGGUGUCUCCCCUGGACCCUCACCCCGGCGCGGUAGGAGGUGGUGUCUCCCAUGGACCCUCACCCCCGCAGCAGGAGGUGGUGUCUCCCAUGGACCCUCACUCCCCGCAGCAGGAGGUGGUGUCUCCCAUGGACCCUCACCCCCGGCGGCAGCAGAGUGGGGGGGAGUGUGGUAUGUCAUGA
Knipowitschia caucasica is the source of this 402-nucleotide messenger RNA. Lineage: Eukaryota; Metazoa; Chordata; Actinopteri; Gobiiformes; Gobiidae. The record is from the annotation of a GenBank genome assembly.